CCAACCUCCUCCUGCCCUGGCAUCAAGCACCGACAACGAGCGACGACGAGGACGACGACGAGGAUGCUAUAUUGAGUCUCACCGUUCGACCCUCCAGCUGCACUUCCAUUACCGCUUCUCAGGCUACUUUACCGUCCAGCCAUUGUCCCGCCCUCUUCCUUUCAACUCGCAACAAUUUCGAUCCCAACUAUAUCCAGCUGUCCCGGUCAGUUGCCCAAUAUCCAAGUUCCGCCUAAGCUCAACCAUCUGGGCCGACCUUGUAUAACCUGUUUAAUCGAGUUUUGUCCACAGUGGUUUUAUCUACUCUACAUGAAGAGAGCCAGGUUGAGAGCUCUCGUCUGUUGCUCGUUGAAAUUCCAAAGAUCGACCGCUUAAGCCCUUAAAAAAAAAAAUUACACCAUCAACGAACACUUUCUUUUGAUUUCGGCCCAGCCACCUCCAACCUACCCGAAACCUAUUAAUAUCAGUCAGGUGGCGAGGCCAACACGGAAUGACUUGUCAUCCUCCCUUCUAUCGUGUCUGCCGAGGUCAACGUCUAAGUUCACCAACAGGCACAAGAAGUUCUACUUGAUACUAUCUUAUGAAGAUAGAAUUAGAUUCUCUUGGAUACACGAACUACAACAGCUACGGACGAGCCAAUCCGGCUGGAGGUUCCUUCAGUAUGGACACAUCUCCCCUGAGGCUGCGCCAAUCUCAAGCGGGCGAAGCAAUCGAAUGCUGGGAUGACGACGAAGAUCUACAGUGUAAUGAUUAUAUCCAGUUCCGUACUGUUUCGGCCGGUACCUCUGUGGCAGGAUCGUCUUCCUUCCGGCCAUCCGGCCAUCGUGACUCUAUAUCUUCUCGUCGUUCCUGCAGAUCUGAUCUGGAUUCUAAUGGUGGCGAUGAGGAGGAUUGGCAAUUGCUGUUACAUGACAAUGAUGAGGCUGCAACAAAGGACGCAAUCGCCUCUGCCAAAAGUGCCGGCAUUCCGCUUCCUGCUGAUGUACCCAGCUCGGCUUUGCUAGGUGGCACGAUAAAGCGCCUUGGUGGCAGAAAAAUCAAAAAGACCCUAGGAGACGAUUGGUCAGAAGAUCUCGACUUGUCUGGUGUUGAGGGGGACCUCAAACUGAAAUUGAAUCUCGAUGAGAUAUUCCCAGAUUCGCUACGCCAGCUUGGGUCACCUGCUGACUUAAGUCCUGUGAAAUCUCGAGAUUUGGAUUCCGAUCCGUUUAUCACUGACAAUAGCAAUCUUUCACCGUCGCGGAAACGGAACUUUACCAAUUUAGAUCGGUUUCGUGAUACGGAGGACGACAGCUCUUUCCACGAUGUUCCAACUAUCAAAAUUGCAAAAUCACGGCAGCAACAGACCAUCCUCCCAACACCUACGGCAAAACCAACUGAAGACGAUGAAAACUUUGAGUCUGAUCUGGAAUUCCCUCCUGAUGGUGAACCUUUGAAACUCUCCACGAGAAAAGACAGAAUUAAAUCUCUAGAACCUUCCCUUGAUGACCUUGACACUGAUUGGGCGGAGGGUAGCAUUGGAGUGCGUUUUGGUGGGACAAAGAGAGACGGAUUUUCUAAUCGUAGCUCCACAGUCUCAGUACUGAGUCCAAGUGUCUCGAGUUGCUUAACUGCUGAAAGUGAAGAUGAUGGACUUGAUGGCCUCCUAUUGCCAGAUGGCCCGUUGGAUCUUGAGCAGGCUAUCAAGAGGAGGCAGCAAUAUCAGUUGUCACAUUCGCCUCAAACUUCUGCGCCACAACAAAGCCCAAAGCGUGCCGCCCCGCCUAAUGAGGAUUUCUUUUCUGGCAUUGAAAUCGGUGAUGGUGAGAUUUUUGAUUCGAGUAAACUGACUCUGAACCGUAAUAUCAAACUCAAAACUACCAGGCCUGUUAGCCCAGCGAGGCGUACCGCCACCAGCAUCACAUUCACCAACAAACCUCCAACACCCCUUACCACUCGAAUACCUAGAUUAUCCGGCCAUGAACGCCCUCAUUCUACCCACCUCGAGCCAGUCUCCGAAAGUGGGGCGCCACCUCCCAAGUAUCGACGGCCACAUUCGCGUCUAAGUGGCCACAGUACCCAGAGUACCCAUUCGUCUCUCUCAAGUAUCCCUCUUCCCAGUCCACCAUCAAUGUCUCCACCUCAAAAGACUCCGAGCCGUAGAUCGUUAGGGAACAGGACAUCUGGGGAUACGUUGCGGAGCCCACCCACUACUACCAAUGCCCAGCUCCUGAAAGCAAAGCGAUCCGUACCAGCGUUGCGUAACGUACAAUCCGGGAUAACACCCAUUGCACGACCCCCUUCUCGACAAGAUUGCACCACUAGGCCCUCAAAUUCGUCUCGUCCUAAAACGCCCACCGCUGAAUCUCGCCUGGCUAGCGGCCGUCGCCCCUCUGUUCCUUUUCUCCCAGCUGGAGCAGCGCACAAUAAGUCCCACCAUGUUAACGUUAAAACUCCCCGACAUUAUCGACGUACCGAUUCGGACAGCUCGGCAGACUUAUUUUCGAACCCGCGUUCAACAUCCGGACUCUCCAACCGUGACCAUCCGGAAACUCCAGGGCGUUUUCGAUUUGAUCUUGGCCCAGAAUCUUUAGCUGCUACCGUAAAACAAACGAUUACCAGACCUAACAGGCGCAGAAAUUUUGGCGAUGGCUCAGAGUUGGACAUUUUCGAUGAUCUUCCAACCUCAGCUUCCCUAGAGAGCAAGUUUGUCAAACAUCCGAUAAAGUAUGGUGUUCCCAGGUCUAUGAGAAACAGACUUAGCCAGUACCAUAUUGUACCUCCCCCCAUGGCCCACAACCCAAUCCCACGCCCCCAUACCAGCCCUACAAAGCACGACUUUACUCCUCGAUUUGCGCGAGACACCAAUGCCUCGAGAAAUGCCAGAGAGCAGCGAAUUGCUUCAAUGACCUUUGCGCAAAAUCGUGAGAUUACACCGUUGGUCCCUCUUAGUACAAACUGGAAAUCCCCAGGCCCUGUACGGCCUCCGCCUCAUAAUUCCAUAAAGAAUCGUCGUGGAAAGGGGUCAGGUGACCAUAAACCCCAUCUUAUAAAACCUAUGGGUGCCGGCGUCCAUGAAGCAAAAUCCAUCAAGGGAAUGCGAUACAAUCCGGCAACGUACAAAUGGGAAGGUAAUGAAAAUGCAACAGUUGAAUUUGAACAAAUCCCAUCGCCAAGAUCCCCCAGAGCCGCACCUGCCCUCAUCACUCAUGUUGGGGCUACAUCUGGCGUCCAAAUCGUAGGGGGAAUGGUAUUUGAUCCUCAGCGCAUGUGCUGGUUAAAAGUUGCCGCGACCCAAUCUGGCAAGGAGAACAUCACACUCGCUCCUGACGAGGAAGAAGUCCUAGCAGGCCUAGAUGAUCUACAAGAACGUCCGCAAAAGUCAUAUAAUGUCCCGAGAGAAGCGCAGACCUCGAGCGAUAUGACGGCCCUGGAUAAUAUCGUUAACCUAGAAGACAAAAGUGCUGGUGAAUCAUCCGAUGAAUGGCCAAUUACGGAGGAAUUCGAUGUUGGCCCAGAGUUCAUCAAGAGGCAGCGUGCGGAAGAAGAAAAGUGGAGACGGAAGGUGAGCAAGUGGGUCACCGCAGACCGCACAGCGCAUGGUGAUGGAUGGAGAUGGGCGAUUCGAGAUAUGGUAAGAUCGGAUCUCACGAGUACCCAUUCGACGGGUAGAAACUAAUUGUUCCGUUUAAUUUCCUCGAAAAACCCCCUAUAAUGAGCUGCUGUUGUCGCAGCAGACAUCGUCCAUAGACUUCAAUGGCGUACACUAAUUUCGCUUCGUGUUCUUUUUAUUAUUCCCACUUUAUAGGCGAAAUAGACCCAUGCCACCGUCUCUGUAGUAUUUUCGGAUGACUUGGCCAUGAGCUCUUUCCCUUUUCCUGUAUCCCCUCUUCUUGUACUUGGUUACGAUAGAGCAUUUACGACGAACAUGCCGCCAUGAUUGCCCAGGGCUAAUUGCAUGCCAUGCAUGCCCUUGAUGACUUUACGAAAUCCCCAAAAAUCAGAACAAAAGUUGUCCUCGCUUGACAAUCGUGUAUUAUCUAUCAAUGUUGCCCCCUGAACGAGUUUCCUAUUAUAUAUGUAUCCCUUGGCUUUGUUAGUUUCCGUUGCUCCCUCUUGUGCUCCUUUCCCUGUCAUUGCUUUUGCUCACGCACCCUUUCUCACCUACCGAUGCAUGUAUUGUCUGUACUUAGUAACCAUUUAACUAUGCCGACCAUUUGAGUUUGUUCAUUUUUGCUUUUACUACAAUAGAAUGUUCAGAUGUUCUCGGUUACCGCUAUUCGUCUACCCUCGCCUGUCCAGAAUGUUUUUCUGUCUUAAAUUACUUUCACCAUAAGCCGUGGACGGGGGUGCAAACAACACUACGUCUCAAUUCAUUCUCCAGAUACGUGGCAGUAGACUUCCGGUUCCUCGACCAACAGCUAUUUGAUAUCGAAUGCCGCUCGCAGUGACAUACCGAUUCCCGAUCCUCUGAACGUCUACAUCGGUAAGACAUCUUGAGUUGCCUUUUCUUUAUUCCUUGUGGUCGACUGUCGGCGAAGGGCGGGUUAGUCAGGCGGAUGACGAUUACAUGUCCUGAAACCAAAAGCCGACUUGGCAAGGCAUGGGACAAUAUCCGGCCUCCUUCCGUUCUUUUAUGCUCACAGCACAGGAACAACGCAGUUCCCGUACACAGCCUCAGUGGAUGAAAGGCCGGAAACAAUGCAGGCGUAAGCAUACAUGUCUAUUGCAUAAUGAGCGUCAUGUAUGCUUGCGCCUGCUUGCAGGUAAUGGAUGUGAUAUCUUUUUUUACCUUGUCUUGAGCACCUUCUGGAGUUAAUACCUCACUCAGACGAAAUGCUGCGUAUUUUCCUCUACAGACUAGGCCACAAGCAAGAAGAACGCCCCAAGAUCUGGAUGUUAAUCAAGUUCUAUGAAACCUAUGCCCAUUAGGCCCCGACUUCCCCCUCAGACCCUCUUUCUUCCCGCCACUCCCUUCCAACCGCAUCCUCUCGCUUCCAACAAGUCCACAUGAAAGGAUCAAAUGACAGAAAAGCGAUCGUUGAAUCUAUCGCGGGCACCCCCGCAUAACGCUAUAUACGGGCAUUUUUCAGCAGCAUUGCAUCCAUGGAUAACAGUAUACUCCCGACUGGGCCGGGCUUCCAAAAGCAAAGCACACCAGGGAAGGGAAGGGGGAAAAUGGGGGAUUCGAGUUUGCAGCGUGACAGUGAGCGCGUGAGAGCCAGGCUCAAUCGAAAUAAAUUAGGUACCUCAGGCACACGUAGAGCCAACUCAAAAAAGAAAAGCUGCAUUCGGUCUUGGACCGGUUACUGCGAGCUACGGCAUGCUAGGUGUAAUGCACACAUCUCUCGGGCGCUGUGGCGGGAAGUGUGUUUGCUUCUUUCUUUUCUCAUUCCAGUUAGUUAGGACGAUCCAACCUCCCUUGGUGUCAUAUGAGGUAGAUAAAGUUUUUGUGCAAUGUUGCACAUUGGAUGAUAUCUGUGUAAAAGAAAAAGUACCUGGUACAACCUCCCACACGACACAAAAGCAGGAUGCGCUCAUCAUACCUUUCAUGCUAAAGUACCCGCUACUAUACACAGACUAUGCAGAAUGACACUGAGUAACUCAAAACGGGAAGCCGAGAGAAGCAAUAGAAGAAUUCCCACUGCGGACAAUCAACUUCUUUCUCAGUCUGCUUUCCUAUCAUUUGAAGGCCCAUUUGACGGCCAGCACUUGAUUCCGCGCGGGUUAGUUUGGACUUAUUUGCAUAAAGCGUAUCGUCCAUUGGAAAUAUGUUAGAUGCUGGUUCGACGUGUAAAAUUGCGCACACCAUUACAUAGCCGUCAAAAAACAAUACCAUAAAAAGCAUCUCCUUUCCAGCAAGAGCAAAACAGAGCGAGAAAGAAAAGGAACGACAGAAAAUGGAAGGGGUAAACUGUCAGCUGUAUCCACUUGCGCCCCAUCCUUGCGGGGGGCAAAAGGGGAAAAAGACAACUGAUCUGAAAACGAACGAUGCCAUUGGAUUCCUGGCUGCUUGGCUAGCUAGUGAGUGGUCCAUUCUGUAAGAAGUCUGAUGCUCCCCGAAGCACUGGGCAUGGGCAAGGUUGGACUAGGCCUUUCGAUUUGGACUUGCGUAGUCCCAUGGAAACGACCCCCCCCUUCCCAUCCACUUUUGAUCGAUUCGAUCCAUUUGUAGACGUUGGCAGAUCGUAACCAACACUGUAAAGCCGCUUGCUGAGCAUUUAUUGGUUUCGUGGCAGCAAAUUCCCAUACGAGGGGGGGUUAUUGAAAUUCGUCACCUCGAUAUCGCUAACUAAUCCGUUGAGAUUGAAUAUAUGUGUGUCUGUGUGUGUGUGUGUGUGGAUAGAGGGACUGAGUGACCAGGGACAGGGGUGCCCCUGGUAAAGAUGGGAAGAUCCACUUUCAGUCUUGACAGUGGCUGGGGAGAUGAAUGGCAUUCUUGGAGAUGGAUAGGUGCUUUCCCUUAAGCCAUUGGACAAUGACGCUGAGCUUGAAUUGAAAUUUGAGCAGCGCCCCCUUUGCAACACAAGAACACAACUAGAGGCUUCCAUGCUGGUAGAGAAAGAUAAAAAGAGACGGUCCGGGAGAGAGAGCAAGGAUACCUACCUACAGCUUGAUUGAUAGGGGGAUUGUUUUGUAUUUUCUUGUAUUCUGUUUUCACCCAACCUGGAGGGUAGCCUGGGUGAAAGGGCAGUGAUUGUAGCUUGAGAAACCCUGUAGUAUAUGAGGUCUCGUAAUUCGCAGGCAGGCCCCAGUUUUCAAGGAUCUCCAAUCUCCAGAUCUAGGAUAGCAGCAGAUCGGAUUUUCGAGAAUGAUUCCCCGCUUGGCAAGGUAGGUCGAUGGCGAAAAAAAAACAUAGAAUGGCGCCUGCUGAUUGGGUUUCACAACACCAACUGUAUCGAAAAACCGUCCAAUGCCGAAUUUUGAGUCUCUGGAUGAAGAAUCCUUGAAGGGAGUGGCUAUUUAGAUGAGGACGAUGACAUGCAUUAUAGCCAGUCCCAUUUCGUCUUCUGGCCCAUUUAUUGUCUUGCUCUUUCUUUGUCCCGAGCAUCCGAAUGCUGUUAGAGAGCCUCAUAAUAGCUUCUUAAUCAAAACACCUUGUUGCGUCAUGUCAAUCAAGACGUGUGACAUAAGACCACAUAUAAAUCUACCCGCCUUCUUGUGAAACUGAUUAGAGGAUCUCAUCCGGCAGUGUUGAUAGAUUUAAACUUGCCACCAGAGGCGGACACAAAUAAAGGGCCUGAUGAAAGCUCGAAAUAGCUUGAGAAAUGUAUCAAUAAACAAGGAUACCCACUGAAUAUCCAU
This is a messenger RNA of Blastomyces dermatitidis ER-3, 7284 nucleotides long. Its product is annotated as cytokinesis regulator. Bases 581 to 3658 code for a protein of 1025 amino acids. Gene Ontology annotation, molecular function: GTPase activator activity. The record is from RefSeq and is a predicted model, not a curated record. Gene Ontology annotation, biological process: regulation of Ras protein signal transduction; mitotic spindle orientation checkpoint signaling. Lineage: Eukaryota; Fungi; Ascomycota; Eurotiomycetes; Onygenales; Ajellomycetaceae. Gene Ontology annotation, cellular component: mitotic spindle pole body; SIN/MEN two-component GAP complex. The transcript has 4 exons.